AUGAAGGAGGAGGAGGAGUGCGGUGAAGGAGUGACGGAGGAGGGAAAGUACUACGAGAUCCAGGUGGAGAUGCCGGGGCUCCACUCCAACGAGGAGACGCUUACGGCGGCAUCAAGGCUUUCUGGAAUCGCAGAGGUCGCCGAUGAUGUCACAGCAAAGGUCGCCGAUGAUGUCACAGCCCAUGACGACAUUUCAUUGAGCUCGGGGUCGUUCAGCCUGUUAGGAGGCGGCGGCGGCGGCGGCGGCGGCGGCGGUGAUGAGGUCACAUGUGGGCGGCGCUUGUCACGGCUGCUGCAGGAGCUGAGGAAGACGGUGCUGCCGGCUCAUUGGGUAGCUGUUCUGGCUGACGGACCUCUGCUGCAGCUGCUGCAGUGCUCCAGGCUGUCCUCCAUGCUCACCACCAUCAUCCACAUCCAGCCGGAUCUCUGCUUCUUCAUCACUGUAGAGAACCAGCUGCUGCCAGACACACACACUCUGUACCAGACACACACACAGCGGAUCACACGCCUGAGCCAGCUGGUGUCUCUGCUGUUGGAGCUUGAAGGGUUCGUCGUCUGUCGAGACUCGAGGGUUCGAUCCUGCCACCUGCUGGUCGCCCCGCCCCGCCUCACCUGUCUGCCCUGCCGGCUGGGGGACGAGGGGGAGGAGGAUGAAGAAGAAGAGGAUGAAGAAGGAGAGGAGGUGGAGGAGGAUAUAAGUGACAAACAGAGCUGACUAUAAGUGUUUAUUAAUGUGGUCAUACUGUCAUCAUACAGAAGGUAACGCUGCAGCCUCAGCAGACCAGCCUCCACUGGAACAAUGCUCUCAUGCUGUUGUGAGAGGCAUUCUGGGAAAUGUAGGCAAUCACAGCCUGCAGUAGAUGAGUCUGGCUGAUCUUCUUCAGUUGAAAGUGUUGUAAAAAUUUAACUUCAAGUCUCCUAUUUAUCAGUAAUAAUCAGCACAUAGACAGUUAAUAAAUGGUUUAUAACACAGACUAUAGUGUAGUUAUAAGCAGAUUUAAGGACAUUUUAAGUGUUUAUUAAAGGAUAGAUUCAGAUUUUUUCUUAAUUCAGUACUGAUGUGGAAAAAACUUGAACGUAUCCUUUGAUGUACAGUAUUUGUCAACAAUUAUAAUUUCUCUUAUGAAGAGAUAUUUU
This is a messenger RNA of Thunnus maccoyii (southern bluefin tuna), 1136 nucleotides long. RefSeq lists its product as uncharacterized. Bases 1 to 714 code for a protein of 237 amino acids. Lineage: Eukaryota; Metazoa; Chordata; Actinopteri; Scombriformes; Scombridae. The record is from RefSeq and is a predicted model, not a curated record. The transcript has 4 exons.